UUACUAGUCAGUAGUGCUAUUUGACAGAUAUGGGCUUUAUUCCGUGAUCAGACAGCUGCACGAUUACGCUAUUAGAACUUAAGCAAACAUCAGCGAUAUCAGGCUUUGACACCACAUUUCCUGUGAGAAUUGCGGAAUCAAAUCUAGGUGAUAAUUUUACACGGAUUAUGUAUUGAUCAACAUUGACGGGCGCGUGCUUCCUCGAUUAACAUCGAACGCGGUUAAUAAUGCAGCUGUCUCGAAAUCAGAUGACAUGAGACUUGUGCACACAGUGAUGAGGAAGCGCGAUAUUAAUCGCCACGAGGGAUACUUGCCGUUGUCGAAAACGAAAAAUGUUCGUCAGAGAUCCCUGUGGCAUCAUAUGCAUUAUCGUGACCUACGUAGCGGUGUUUUACGCUGACUAUGUUGUGGUACGAUGGAUCGUGUUGCACACUAUGCAAGACAGCUUAUGGGGCCCCUUCCAUGUAAUAGCAUUCAAUACUGUUGUGCUUUUCCUAAUGAUGGCACAUUUAAAAGCUGUCUGUAGCGAUCCUGGUAUAGUACCUUUACCACAAAGCAGAAUGGAUUUUUCUGACAUUCAUGCUUCUGGAGGAAGUGAUGAUCAUGACGGUGAUGAGAAAGAUGAUUGGACAGUGUGUACUAGAUGUGAAACAUAUAGACCACCUAGAGCUCAUCAUUGUCGAAUUUGCAAACGUUGCAUCAGAAGAAUGGAUCAUCAUUGUCCAUGGAUUAAUAAUUGCGUUGGCGAGAGGAAUCAAAAGUACUUCAUACAGUUUCUGGUAUAUGUUGGUGCAUUAGCUGUAUAUGCCAUUAUCUUAGUCAUCUUAUCAUGGAUCAAUGACUGCCCACAAUGCAAUAACGAUAUUGCCAUUAAGCAGAAUCGCAUUUUACAUUGUGUGAUAUUAGUCUUGGAAUCGGCACUAUUUGGUAUGUUCGUCAUAGCGAUAUUGGUGGAUCAGUUCCAAGCAAUCCUAGGCGACGAAACUGCCGUGGAGCGUGUACAAGGUACUCAGCGCUAUCACAAUAAAAAUGCACCACGAACGUUUGCGCUUCUGUCUCAAGUAUGUGGCAAGAGUCAUCCGAUAUUUUGGUUGUUUCCUUGCCACAAUCCGCCACGUUAUUCUUUCAGAAAGGAUGCGUAUCUAAUCGAUCACGUAGUGUGAAAUUACAAUGUAUUAUGUCUGCACGGUAUUUUAUUCUUUUAUAAUUAUUAUAAUUUUUAUAAUAAUUUAUUAGAGCGAUUCUCAUUCCUUGAAUUCGUAUAUGUUAACACCUUUAUACGAAUUAUACUGAUAUAUGAUAUAGACAAGACUUGUAGCUGUAAUGUUUCUACUGCGUGAAAAUGAAGUGUUUAUAUCCUAUCUAUAUUAAGACUAUCAUUGCUAUAAAAUAUAUAUUAA
Odontomachus brunneus is the source of this 1400-nucleotide messenger RNA. It is a transcript of the gene Dnz1, whose product is annotated as palmitoyltransferase ZDHHC3. Gene Ontology annotation, biological process: peptidyl-L-cysteine S-palmitoylation; protein targeting to membrane. Gene Ontology annotation, cellular component: endoplasmic reticulum; Golgi apparatus. The coding region runs from base 333 to 1163 and encodes 276 amino acids. The record is from RefSeq and is a predicted model, not a curated record. Lineage: Eukaryota; Metazoa; Arthropoda; Insecta; Hymenoptera; Formicidae. The transcript is spliced from 4 exons. Gene Ontology annotation, molecular function: protein-cysteine S-palmitoyltransferase activity.